AUGCCCGAACCAUCACCAGGCGUCAAUCACGCCGAUUCUAUCGAUUCGCAGCAUGACAAAGGAAAGAAGGAGGAGAAGAAGAAGAGCCGCCGACCCGCAAAUACGGCGUUUCGCCAGCAGCGUUUGAAGGCAUGGCAGCCGAUCCUGACGCCCAAGACGGUUCUCCCUCUCUUCUUCACCAUUGGAAUCAUCUUCGCACCCAUCGGCGGACUCCUCUUGUAUGCUAGCGCGAAGGUGCAAGAGAUCAAGCUGGAAUAUACCGACUGCGCGAAGGAGGCGACGGAGACACUGAGCGUCAUGGACUCGAAGUAUAUUUCCACCGCAUUUAAGAGUAGCGACCAGACCAAGAAUGCCCUUUGGGCCUCGGAAAAGGUCAAUAUCACCACGACGGGUGGCAUCACAUACGAGACGACACAGUGCAGGAUUCAAUUCAACAUCCCCGAGGACAUCAACCCCCCGGUCCUCUUCUACUACCACCUCACGAACUUCUACCAGAACCACAGACGAUACGUCGCUUCGUUCUCGGAUAAGCAGCUCAAGGGAGAUGCCCUUUCCGUGGAUAAGGUCUCGAGCUCCAACUGUGACCCCCUUAGGACGGAAGAGGUUAACGGCACGAAUAUGCCAAUCUAUCCUUGUGGCUUGAUCGCGAAUUCCAUGUUCAACGAUACGUUCAGUUCCCCUCGCUGGUUGCAAGACGACACCCUGUACGAGAUGAAAAACAACUCCGGUAUCGCCUGGGACUCCGACGCCUCAUUGUACGGGAAAACGAACUACAAAUACAACGAGGUCAUCCCACCUCCGAACUGGAGAGUCCAGUACCCCGAAUAUACGGAGCAGAACCCACCACCCAACCUGGCGGAAUGGCAAGCUUUCCAGGUCUGGAUGAGAACCGCCGGUCUCCCAUCGUUCAGCAAGCUGUACCAGAGGAACGACAAUGACGUGAUGAAGGAGGGCACCUACGAAGUCAACAUUACUGACAACUUCCCUACUUUGGAAUACAAGGGCACCAAGUCUAUCGUGAUUUCGACGCGCACUAUUAUGGGCGGCCGCAACCCCUUCCUUGGCAUCGCAUACAUUGUGGUCGGUGGUAUCUGCAUUCUUCUUGGUGCGGUCUUCACUGUCACCCAUCUCAUCAGGCCGCGAAAACUGGGUGACCACACCUACCUCUCCUGGAACAACGCUCCGGGGUCCAAGGCUGGUCCUACUGGUGCGACGGCUACCGGCCGUGAAAUGCGUCCCGGCGAAGCCUAG
This is a messenger RNA of Colletotrichum siamense, 1251 nucleotides long. It is a transcript of the gene mug89, whose product is annotated as Meiotically up-regulated gene 89 protein. Gene Ontology annotation, cellular component: Golgi apparatus; plasma membrane; endoplasmic reticulum. The record is from RefSeq and is a predicted model, not a curated record. The coding region runs from base 1 to 1251 and encodes 416 amino acids. NCBI's taxonomy places the organism in Eukaryota, Fungi, Ascomycota, Sordariomycetes, Glomerellales, Glomerellaceae. The transcript has 7 exons.